Aspergillus alliaceus is the source of this 684-nucleotide messenger RNA. RefSeq lists its product as uncharacterized. The transcript has a single exon. NCBI's taxonomy places the organism in Eukaryota, Fungi, Ascomycota, Eurotiomycetes, Eurotiales, Aspergillaceae. The record is from RefSeq and is a predicted model, not a curated record. Bases 161 to 613 code for a protein of 150 amino acids.
AUCCAAAGCAUACCAGGGUCAAUUGGAGUUCCGAUGGAAUGAAUAUAACUCCCACCUCCAGCAGGAACGGUACCGUUGCGGUCAACUAGAGGAGAAACUAGUAGAUGCACAAUGGAGGAAUGGUCUUCUCGAAGCCCGUGCUUCGCGAGUGUCCGGAGAUAUGGACAUGAUUCGGCAAGAAUUGGCCACAGAACGGACAAAAUCUCAGGAUCUAGAUUCUCGCGCCACAACCCUAUUCACAAUCAAUGACCUACUAGUGAAAUCACUAGCAGAGGCCGAGGCCGCAGCGAGGCACUCAGAGGAUGAACCGCUCGAUGUUUUUGCCAUAUGCCUGGAAAACAUGAAAAAUCAGGAGACCAUCAAGGACCUUCAAAUGACAAUCAAACUCAAGGAAGGCAUCAUAGAAACGCUUCAAGAGACCAUACGGACUACUUUUGGCUGCUGUUCCUCAACCAAUGGGAGUGAUGGAGGUAACACUUUCUUGGCAGGGGAUACAUACACCGAUGUUUCCCUUCCAGCUGAGUUGCCGGUGGAAGGCGAUGUCCAGGUUCUGGACAGACCUGGCCAAAAUUUGGCCAAAGAAGUAAUGUACGGUAUGGAAGGAAUUCAGUAGUACUCUUCACUUUCUAUAUAUAUGUGUAUUUGUCUGCAUGUGUGUAUUCAUGUAUUUAAAUUCAAGUCCGC